AUGUCUUCAUCAGACGAAUGGUACGCUGACCCCUUUGCUGGCAUACAUGAGCCAUUUGCUGGCUUGAGUGAAAUGGAUUUUGAACUCCACGGCAUUUACAUGGACCACGAACCAGAGGAAGAAUUUGUGUCCUCACUCGAUAAAUGUAAGGAUAUCUUCCUAAAUGUUCUAUUAAGUGAUGAAAACCUACGAAAUUCUAAUAUGGCAGAUGAAGUCAGAGCACAAGUGUACCAUGCUACUGAUUGGCAGAGUGAUGAAGAUGAACAGGAGGUAUUGAAAAACAACUAUAGAAUUCAUGACCUAACCAUCAAGUGGGACAAGAUGGUACCAAAGCUUGGUGACAUCUUUGAAUCCCCUGCCCAACUGAAGUUUUGUGUCACCAAUUAUGCAGUGUCACAUGGCUCUCUAGAAUAUACUUUGAAAAAUGUGAUAGUAAAAGAAUUGUAG
This is a messenger RNA of Lactuca virosa, 447 nucleotides long. NCBI's taxonomy places the organism in Eukaryota, Viridiplantae, Streptophyta, Magnoliopsida, Asterales, Asteraceae. The record is from the annotation of a GenBank genome assembly.